AUGGACACCUUAAUAGAAUAUGAUGAUGAUGAAAAUAACGGCGCAGGGAUAGAUAUCAAUAGUUCGCCAGGUGCAAACAAAAAUCGGGUAUCCAAAAAAGACACGCAAUAUAAAGGAUUCAAUCUUAACUUGAACCUUUCAAUUACCCCAGAAGGCACCCCGAUAAAGAACGUGACAAAUAUAUCAGGUGGUGGUGGUAUUUCCAAAUCAACAUCAGGGUCACCAUCGAAAGAGGAUACUAGUGGUGGGGUUGAUCUAAUACUUCCGUCUAUUGAAAGACUACUGUCCAUGGAAAUAGAUGAUCAAUUAAGGUUAUUGGCACUGACAGAAAUGAAUAUUGUGGACGUCAAAGAUAAUAUUAGAAAGCUACAAUUGAAACUACAACAGCAAGAGCAAGAUGUCAUGAAGUUAAGAAAGAUUAUUCAACGGUCACUAUAUCGUGAACUUAGUACUGCUCAAAAUGCAUUAGUUACAAGACCUGAUCUUAAUAGAGUCAAAGGCACAACUUCAACUUUAACUUCACCAAAAUCUGCCACCACUACAAAUAAUAAUAAAAGUAAGGAACUGCAAUCAUUAAUAUGGGCAAAACUAUCAAAUACCAUAAAUAUGGUUCAACAGUUUGAUGAUAAGCUCCUUUCAGAAUUUGAAAACUCUUUAAAAUUGGAAGCCCAACCUCAAAAGAAGCCCAAUGAUAAUAAAACAUCACCAAUUCAGCAUAAGAAUAACUUCCAAGGAAAUUCACUUCGGUCCCGAUCUCGAACUUAUUCUAGUUCGAAAUCUAAGAAAGCCACUACUACCACCACCAGAUCACCUUUGAAACCAUUUAAUACACAAUCUAAAUCUCCAGUUAAACUAAUACCAGAUAAUUCAGCAAUAGAUACUGAAAACUAUAAACUUUCCGGCUUUGAUGGUGCUGAAGAACUAUUUGAAUCAGUACAAAAUUCCAUUUGGUCAUUUGUUAAAACUAAUGUACUCUCUGGAUACGAAGAAAAUCUGUUAGCACUGGUGCUUUCAAGACUUCAAAAUGAUGAUGAUAUAAAAAAGCCUAAAAGGGAUCUACAACUGAUAGAAGGAACACCAAAUAGUGUCAAACUGGAUACUCUGACCAAGAGUAUAGACAAUUUGCUUGAUAUUACUGGAGAUAAUGGGGAACUAGAAGAUGAAGUUACUACAGUCGAUUUCUCCAUGUAUUCUAAUAUGCGACGUUAG
Molecule: messenger RNA, 1209 nt
Organism: Lizanozyma spartinae
Lineage: Eukaryota; Fungi; Ascomycota; Pichiomycetes; Serinales; Debaryomycetaceae
Exons: 1
Coding region: 1-1209 (402 amino acids)
Source: RefSeq, a predicted model, not a curated record